UUAUUGCGGACCGUUACGUAGACUAUACAACUCGGGAUUUAAAAAAUAUGCAAGCGCAAGGCUGAUUUGAUUAGUCUUGCGGCUUAUUCUAAAUGCUUAUUUGUCAACAGCCCUUUGUGGCACAAGACGUUACUGCUUUCUCUAAUUGCAUUUGAUGUCCAAUCAGCUGUUAUUAGAAUAUCGCAUAAACAAAACUGCUCGAAAUGACGGAAAACCAGGAAAAAUCUACAGCUACAAAUGAAGUAUCCCCACCAACCACCACAAACAACUCAGAAUCUACAUUAUUUCCUCCCUCCAAGCCUGGUAAGAAGCCGGACUAUGGUACAAAUAACACCUUAGAGCUACUUGAGAAAAUACCCAGCAAAGUGGUUGAUAUGAAACUGGAUGAUGUUUUAACUGCUGUAAAAGAUGUUGACAAUCUUUGCGAUUAUCAAAGAUGCAAGGCCAAGACUAGUCUUAUUGGACAAAAUUGUGAACACUGUGCGAAAAGAUUUUGCUUUAAACAUGCCUUGCCUGAAGUACAUGGAUGUGGAGAGGCUGUUAAGCGAAGUGAAAGAAAACAAUUUAUGCAUCCAAAACCUGCAAAGACAGUCAAACACGAGGAGGAACUUGAUAAGGCUAAGAAGAAAUUGCAUGCCAAAUUGAAAGAUAUGCAAGUGGGAAGAAUGCAAAAGACGGGCGAAGUGCCCAAGGGAAGUGGUGGUGGAGGCGGAGCAAGAAAAAAGAAGGCAAAGUAAAUCUUCAAGAUCAUUGGCUUAGGUAGUGAAAAGGCUGGCAAUGCUGUUAUAUUGAAUUUAAACACUGUAAAUUCAUUGAGGCAAAUGUUAUGCCUGCAUAUGCAUCGAAAAAUAAAUUAUAAAUCUCUGUAGCAUA
Molecule: messenger RNA, 873 nt
Organism: Stomoxys calcitrans (stable fly)
Lineage: Eukaryota; Metazoa; Arthropoda; Insecta; Diptera; Muscidae
Product: DNA-binding protein SMUBP-2
Exons: 2
Coding region: 204-737 (177 amino acids)
Molecular function (GO): zinc ion binding
Source: RefSeq, a predicted model, not a curated record